Hypomesus transpacificus is the source of this 10376-nucleotide messenger RNA. It is a transcript of the gene prrc2b, whose product is annotated as proline-rich coiled-coil 2B. Gene Ontology annotation, biological process: cell differentiation. Lineage: Eukaryota; Metazoa; Chordata; Actinopteri; Osmeriformes; Osmeridae. The record is from RefSeq and is a predicted model, not a curated record.
AAGCAAGUACUUUCAUUUUCAGGCCGGGUAGGUCUUGCAACAACAGUAGUCAACGGGAAAAUAGAUAUCAAAUCGGCAGAACAAUCCCAAUCCAUCUGUUGAAAUAAAUUGUCUUUGUAGAAAUAAAUCACAAUAAUAAGUCAGAACAAAGAGUAAGACAUACAUCUGCCCAAUCACCGAACUAGGCCUAUAACAGCUUCAGAGGACACAGAAGGCACAAGGGAAGAGGCGCAAAGAAAAACUUCCAUACUCGAUGACAUUACAUCGCAAUGUCCGAUCGUUUGGGGCAAAUAACCAAGUCCAAGGAUGGGAAAAGCAAGUAUUCCUCACUCAGCCUAUUUGAUAAGUACAAGGGAAAGUCUAUAGAAACUCAAAAAAACACAGUAGUUCCACGACAUGGCUUACAGAGUCUUGGCAAAGUGGCCGCAGCCCGGCGCAUGCCCCCACCUGCUCACCUGCCGAGUCUGAAGUCAGAGAACAAAGGAAACGAUCCCAACGUGAUAAUCGUUCCCAAAGACGGAACAGGAUGGGCAAACAAGCAGGAACAUCCCGAUCAAAAGAGUUCCAUUGCAUCAACAACACAGCUGCUGGAGUUGCAGCCGCAGCUGGCUUUACAGAAGUCUGUCUCCAAUCUUCAGAAGCCCACACCAGCAACCAGCCAGGAGAGCACAAACACGGGUGGACCAAAGCAAUGGGCCCAACUAAAUGGAAAGGCAGUCGAACAAGAUGGUUCAAGGGCCUCAAACCGACUGCAGCCCUUCUCUCACGAGGAAUUUCCAACGUUGAAGGCAGCCGGGGAACAGGACAAGGUUGGCAAGGAAAGAAGCGCCUUCGAUCCGUCGUAUGGGCCCGGACCAAGCCUCCGCCCCCAGAAUGUGACAAGCUGGAGGGAGGGUGGAGGGAGGAACCUUCAGCCCUCGUCCCUGCCAUCUGCCUUGCCCUCCGACCCAGAGAGCAAGUCCAGCGGUGUGGCUGAACCGCGACCCCCCCCCCCUCCCUCUCACCCCUCCUCGGCCUCCGUUGCCUCCAUCCCCCUUUCCGCUAGUCCUUUGGUUACUGCAAUGGUUGUUGCAGCCCCCCCAUCCCCUGACCUCAAGGAGCCCUCUCUCCGGCCUGCCCAGCCUUUACGCAGAUCCACCCCCUCCUCCCUGCAGUAUCAGCUCCACCAUUCCCCCACCACUGUCUACCAUGACAUGUUGCCUGCUUUUAUGUGCCCCAAACAGACUUGUGAUGCCCCAGGCUCUGUUGAGCACCCUCCCGCCACUGUAGUGGCCCCAGUGCGCUUUGACAACAGGCCCACCUUCAGACAGCCUAACCCAGAGCCUGUGAACGGUGAGAUGAGAAGAGAAAACCGCUUCAUCCGCGGACCCACUCGCCCCUCAUCCCGCCCCAUUCGACGUCCUGGCGAACGACCUCCCCGCCCCACCAUCGUCAACCCAGAUGACCUUAAGGAUCUUGAUGAACUUGACAAUGAUUGUGAAGAUGGCUGGGCAGGUCUCCACGAAGAAGUGGAUUACAGCGAGAAACUCAAAUUCAGUGACGAUGAGGAAGACCACUCUACAAUUGAGAAGAACCAGAUGUGGCCUGAGUGGGAGAAACCCCGGCAGCGCCAGUCGUCCAUCAGCUCGGGAGAGGGGGCAUACCCCCAGGAUGGCACAGAUGAGGAGGUUUACUUAUACCACCGGGAUUCACUGGCUCACAAGACCAAUGGCAGGUUCCCAUACACUGAGGCCCAAUCCCAGCAAAAGAGCUCUGGGUCAGGGACAAUCCACCAGGGUGAACCCCUUGAUGACCAGGAAGAGGCUCAGCGCCAGCCCCAGAAUCAGGCUCCACCUAGGGCAAAGUUUGUGUCGCCUGAGCUUUCUGAGGCAGUGGAGAGGGCACGCAGGCGCCGUGAGGAGGAGGAGAGACGGGCCCGUGAGGAAAGACUGGCUGCAUGCGCAGAGAAACUCAAGAAACUGGAUGAGAAGUUUGGAAAGACAGAGAGGCAGGUGUUGAGGUCUGAGGACGAAGGGAAGGAGACAGAGGGCAAGGAGCUGGCACUCUCCCCUGGGAAGGAGCAAAGCAAAAGUCACCAGGAGAGCUGGCAGUACGGGACGAAAGACCCAUGUGACUAUCCCCAGGAAUAUUCCCCGGGCCAGGACUACAGAGAUGAAGCACCCCAGGGCUUAUCUGCCUACCGCAGUGAGGAUGAUUUCCCCGAGCCCACUUCUCCCUUGGUCGACUAUAGUCGCCAGCAACCACCCAAAACCCUUCCUCCCCGCUUCCAAAAGCAGCACCAGCAGCAGGAACAAGUAUAUAAAAUGCAGCACUGGCAGCAAUCUGGCCACCCUGCCCCCUCUGGCUCCAGCCACCCCCAGAGAGGCUACUACCCUCCUCAUGUCUUGGGGUUUGACCCUCGUUGGAUGAUGAUGCCCCCCUUCAUGGACCCUCGCAUGGCCCAGGGCCGAUCACCUGUAGACUACUACCCUAAUGCUGUGCAAUCUUCAGGAUUGAUGAAACCCAUGAUGCAGCAAGACCACCUGAACAGCCCUGGUUCUGAUGAGGGCUGUCAUCCCAAUGUGCAUCAAGAGAGAAGGGCCCCUUCAACUGAGCCUUACCCUGUGUGGAACCAAGAUGGAUACCCUCCUCGCAGCUUCACCCCACCCUAUCAGAGGCAGCAGGACAACUCUGAUAGGUGCCAACCAGAUGACAGGAGUGACAGGACCUGCUCCCAACAGGAUUCAUAUGAAGAGAGGAGUACUGAGGGCCUAGAACACCAUGGCUAUCACCAGAGCAGAGGUCUGGACCGAGACCCCCAGCACAAUCAAGGCCUUCUUGCCACUGCCCCCAGCCGCUCGCAGCAGCACCCGGAUAGCGACUACCCCAUACUGGACCCCAAAGAUAGACACUUAAAGGACAGUACUGAGUCCCAUGAUGAGGUCUUUGAUGUCUCCAAAGAGAAGGGCUUUGACUCCGACUACUGGAGAAGAGAUGGAGGGCAGAAGAAGGAAGGCGGAGGUCAAGGGCAGUGGUCAGACCUAGGCUCCAGUUCCAGCAGCAGCAGUGUGAGCCAGCCUUCUGAAAUCGGCGGGAAAACUCUGACACGCAGAACCGGACCUAUCAAGAAACCAGUACUGAAGGCCCUGAAAGUGGAAGACAAGGAGAACGAAAAGCCUAAAGUGGAACCCGAGGAAAAGACAGUUCCUUACCGACUAGAGAAGGAGGUCCUUACCAAUGUAUAUGAUCUAAAGAAAGACAUCCAGUCUGUAAGUAACAGACGCGCAGCCUCACCUGCGAUCGAGAAGCAGCCAGAAGAGAAACAUCACCUAUCACCUGUAAAGGUGGAGAGGCCUCCAAGUAAUAGUGACGAUUCACCCAAAGAGAACAGUUGGGACAGCAGCAAGAGCCAGUCGUCUAGGGAGAUCCAGGAGAGCAGGGAACCCCAGCUUCCCCGACGCAAUAACUGGAUUUUUAUUGAUGAGGAACAGGCAUUUGCAGGAGCCAGAGGAACAGGUCGAGGCCGAAGCCGGGGCUUCAGGGAGUUUAGCUCAAGGGGAGGAGGUGGCCGGGGAGGACGAGGAGGAGAGAACUCAAGGGCAGGUUACAGCAGCAAUAAUAGGGAUGUUCAAAGGCCAGGUAGAGGCAGAGGACUGCCAAGGGACUUUAUGAAGGUUGAGGAUCUCCAGAGAGGGAAACCACGAAGGCGCAAUGUCAGUGAGACGCUGAGUGAGGCAUCGGAAUAUGAGGAGUUGCCCAAACGGCGGCGGCAGAAGGGUUCAGAGAAUGGAGAAGGUGGGUGCCUAGACUCUGGUGAGGUCAGGAAGGCUGACCGGGAUUCCUGGAGGUCCAACAAGGUCUACACUGAUGACCAAGCUGUCAGCGAUUCCCGUGAGAAGAGCAAAGUCACAAAAGGGUUCAGCGGGCGCUUGCUUCCCCCUAGGUUGAACACCAGUGGAGGCUACAGCCGCGGCUUUGGUGGAUCCAGAGACAUCUCAACUUGGAGGGGCAGGGGAACCCAAUUUGGUAACGGAGCACCCAUGCAGGAGAAUGGCUACGGACUGGGACCUGAAACUUACUUGCGCAGACCUCCAACAGAACGUGAAUCCCUCAAACAUCCUCCCAAGCUUACUGCUGGCUUCUUCAUGGAGAAUGGUACAGAAGACCGUGGUGCUGACGGUGAAUGCUACCUAGAUAAUGACAAUACUGACCGUCAACAAUUGAGGAGGAGGCGACCACCUCGCCAGGACAAGCCCCCACGCUUCCGUCGACUGCGUCAAGAGCGGGAACCUGGCACAUGCCAGUGGACAAGUGAAGAGUACAUCAAUGGAGUGAACUUUGCCAACCCCUGGCCAGCUCGUUCCAAGGUGAGUGGAGAGGAUGGCUGGCCCUAUAGUCAAUACUCUGGAGGUGGAAAGCUGGGUCCGCAGGGACAGGCAGAAGACUGGGAAACAGGCUCUGAAAACAGUGACUUCAACGACUGGAGGGAGAAAUGUGGAGGUGGGGGUCAGCAUACCCAUGGAGAUUUACAAUCAGACUCUGGCCACGGUGAGCAGGGCGCCGGAGAGAAGAGGGAGCUAGCCAAGAGGAGCUUCUCCAGCCAGCGGCCCCUGGUUGACCGGCAGAACAGGAAACCAGAACCAACGAUGAUGGAGGGGAACAAGAUGCCACGGUCAACAGAUACUUCUACAGCCCCAUCCUCCUCCAGCAGAAAUGACAGCUGGCAGAACGGAGUGUCACCAGGCUGCAAAAGCAGGAGUACUGAUGAUUCCGGCCCGGGCCUUGGCUCAGGUUCAGUCUAUAGCGUUGAGCAGUCUGAGGAAGGCUAUCAGAGUGGGCCUAAUGAGCCCUUGGGGAAAAAAAUCGAUAAGGAGCUGAAGGGCAGUUCUGUCAAAGGAGAAAUGGCUGAAUCUCUAUCCCAAUACGAACGUAGCAGCUAUCCAAUCGAGAGUGAUGCUGGAGGCACAGUUCCAUGUUCGGAUGCAUACCAGGAUGCUUUGUCCAAAAAACUGCGACGGCCACAGGAAGAUGAGAGGAGGAGAAAGGAACAGGGAGCUCCUGUGCCAGUGAAGAGCAGAACAAUAACAUCAAAGAUGCCCCCUCGCUUUGCCAAGAAGCAGGGCAGUUUAGCAAUGGAGCAACCAGAUGAGGCACUGUCCACCAACAAUCUGGGCACAGAGAUCUGGGAGACCAACAGCUCAGCCCUGUCAGUCCAGUCAUCAGGAGGAGACUCAUGGACCAAGCAAGUGUCAUAUACAGGAAGUGAACCUAACUCUGAGGAUUCUGAUGCAAGCCCAGAGCCCAGCAAGGAGCAGCACAAACCUGGCCCCAUCGGUAAUGAGCGCUCGCUGAAACACCGCAAGGGCUCAGAGGCCGUUGAGCGCCUGGAAGGUGGCCCCAUCACACCUGUCAACGGAGUGGACCACCAUGUGGACACAGUGCUGCCAGUACCGCCUAUUGAGUUUGGUGUGAGCCCCAAGGACUCAGACUUCAGCCUGCCACCCGGCUCCACUCCAGUUCCCAUAUCCAACCCAGUUGCCAAGCUGCAGGAUGCCCUUGCUAGCAACCCGGCCCUUAACCAGAGCAUCCCCAUGCUACGCAGCAACCACCUGCAGCCAGGCAUCAACCUUAACCCAAUAUCCUUCCCCAGCGCAGACCUUACUCUAAAGAUGGAGUCAGCCCGUAAGGCAUGGGAGAACUCUCAGUCCCUCCCGGAGCAGGGCUCCCCAGGUGGGGUCAGCUCCAGCACCCAGCCACCCUGUAGUGUGGGCUCCUCCACUGGAGUCAGCUACAGCUCUUUUGGGGCAAUGCCACCCAUGCCCGUGGCCUCUGUGGCACCCUCAAUGUCAAUGCAGGGUAACCAUAUCCCUCCACUGUAUUUGGAUGGCCAUGUUUUCCCCAGUCAGCCUCGCCUGGUGCCCCCAACCAUGACCCAGCCACAGAGCUACCAGCAGGCGGCUGCGGCACAGCAUAUUCCCAUCUCCCUGCACACGUCCCUGCAGGCCCAGGCCCAGCUUGGGCUCCGUGGAGGCCUGCCUGUCUCCCAGUCUCAAGAGAUGUUCAACUCCAUCCCUCCCUUCAGGUCCCAGGUGUACAUGCACCCCAACCUAUCCCAGCCCAGCCCCAUGGUGCUGUCUGGCGGAGCUCCACUGAAGGGCCCUUACUCAGCCUUCCCAGCCAUGCAGCCCUCUGACAUGGUCAAGCCGCAGUCAGGUUCCCACUAUCAACCUAUGAAUGGAAGCCAGCCUCUGGUGUACGACGGACAGAUGAACCAGGGCGCAGGCAUGGGCUCCUCCCAGCUCAUGGAUUCCCAGCUCAUUCAGGUGACCAUGCCCUUACCAGGCUCCCAGCUGCGCUACGGCUCGGCCCAGCAGCACCUCAUUUUGCCCCAGUCUAUCCAGCUCCAGCAAGGCCAGAACCUGACUGUGGGAGCUCCGCGCCGCAUGAUGCCCCCCGUCUCCCAGCCUCCUGUCCUGACAGGCAACCGAGAGAAUUUCUCAAUGUCUACUGGUCCAUAUACUGCUUUCAAGGCUUCUCAGAUGGAGAUGAAAGGAUUCCAGUUCUCUGACAAGUCCAAUCACUCUCCAGGCAUGCCAGGCUCCUACAGGCCUGGGUCUGCCAGCCCCAGUGGGAAGCCUUCUGGUCCUGGGGGGUCUAUGGGCCCACUGUCUGGACAUUACACUCAACAGAGGAUCUCUCCCAUGCAGACCGUGCAGCAAGGUGGGGCCUCCAGUGGCUCUCUCCUUUCCUGUAGCACCUGCUACAACACACACCCGGGCUGGUUUGAGCCCUCGCUGUGCCCCCUCCACAGGAAGGUGCCCCCUCCACAGGGUAGCAUGGUGAUGCACAUGCGCCCUCCCACCACUGGCCCUUUCCCCACCCCCAUCCAGCGACCUGUCAUGCAGGUCAACAAGGCAGUCAUCAUACGCUCUCCCCCUUAUCCCAACCCUGGCCGUGAACCUCUCCACUCCACCCCACCCUCUGCCCCUGAACCCCCUGUCAAAGGGCCGGAGGAUGGCAUGAAGAGUAAAGGCCUGCAUGGCGUGUGCCAGGUAGUGGGUGAGGCCCAGGCUCCUUUUGGGGGCCUGACCAGCAAACUCCAGGAGCCCCUCAUCUCGGUCAGGCAGGACAAACAAUCACGCACCGGAGCCAUCAAACCCCAUGCCAUCAGAAUAGAGGAGGGCAAGGCAUAGCAACGGACCUUAAACCUCCACUUUCCCACCCAGCUUGCCAGCAGAAGCAGUUCUGAGCCCUCCAUUGCCCCUCCACCACCCAGAACCGGCAUUGAACAGAGGACCCGACUGGUUGGCAGGCAUAAUGAACCCUCCCUGAACUGUCAAAACGGACACUUGUUGUUAUUCCUUCACACCACAUACAGAUAUAUCUGUAUGUGGUGUGAAGGAAUAACAACAAGUGUUGUUAUAUAUAUAAAUGCAUAGACACCAUCGUUUGGGACACUUCUAAGCAGACUUCAAUGUCCUUUUUAUUUAUUAACAUUUAUCUGUCCUUUUUUUGCAAGAAGAAUAAUGAUAGAGGAAAAUAAAUGUGUUUGUUUUGUCGUUCUUGGAUCAGUCCGAAGAAAAAAAAGAAACCGCCAGCCCCUGCACAGUCCAUUCUCCACACCAUUUUUGCCAAACUGUACCAAGACCUAUUUUUGGGACUUGCGCCCAUAAAAGGAGGCUGACACUUGAGACAAGAAAGCAAAAUAUGUAUAGUGUUUUCUUUUAAGUGGCACCUGUUCAUCUUUCCCCACUCUCCUUUUCACAUUUCACAUGAUAUGCGAUUUAUAUGCUGAUAAAAGUGGACAGUUUUAACUUUUUUUUAAAUAUCAUUGCCUGCUUGCUCCAUUAUUAAAGGACUACUUUUAUUCAAUAAAAAUCCUUCAAACUCAACUUUGAGGACAUUAUUGUGGCUUAACAUGGGAAGCUUGAUCUGAUGAGGGAAUCUUUUGGCAGUCCUUAUAGGGUACAGCUCAAAGACUGACUAAACUGCUUAGAUUAUUAGUAUAAAAUUAUGGUCUUUAUUAUUUUUGCUUUUCAGUUUUGUUAUUCUGUUUAUGUACUUUGUAAACAAAAGCAAAAGUUGGGACAUUUUAAGCAAAAUCAUGUUGCCUCAAGCUUUUCUGGCAUUGAUGCUGUGUGCAUGUGACAUGCUGAACAUGUGUAAACCGCAGAGCCUUUCCACGGGACCUGCAGAGACAUUUCUAGAAAAGACUACCAGAAGUUUUUAGACAUAAUGCAGCUUAUGCAUAAUGUGUGGUUGUCAUAAUUUGGCUGUUCUGUUUUCAGGAAGCUGAGGGUGAACUUCAUUUAAUUAUUAGUGUAAAAUCAAAUCAAACUAGCCAAUAGAAAUUUUGCUUUGAUCUUUAUUGCUUAAUUGUUGGUUGUGAUGAGUUGGAAAUGUAUGACUUGCCUAACGUGAUUUUUCUAUUCCUCUUCAGUGUUUAAUGUUUUUUUUUCUCCCCAUAAAAACAAUUUGUAUUUCUUCCAUUUAAUACAAUUUUGAGGGGUGUUGUGAAGGAAUGAGUGAACAUCUUUCUAUAUUCUUUCCCAUGUCAGGUCUCUGGUGUUGCAAGGAGAGAGAAAAAUCUAUAAUCUAAAUUAGGGUCCAAAUAUAUAUUUUUAUGUAUGAUUUGACUUCAAACAUGACUUAGAAUAGAUUGAUGAAUUGAUGUACUUCGCUUAAGCUUAUUUUGUGAGCACUGCAGUUGCAACAGACUGAAGAAAGUAUAUUAGAUUUCUGUUGUUGGAAAGAUUUCUUCUUUUAAUGGUCAAAUGGACACUUGGUUUGAAAUUCACUACUCAGUGCGAUCAUAACUGAAAUGUUACAGAUUCUUAUGGUAAUGCUUCAUGACACUAAAACAUGUUCAGCUUCAUCUAUAUGGGUUGUGUUUCACUGGUAUACUGUGUACAUGCAUUGCAUACUUGUACAGUUAUAUUCAGACUUGAUCCAUGGGUGACACCUGAUAUAUAGGCUACUGCUUGAUUUAGAUAUUGUAUCACAAAUAAAAGGAUUUAAUGUUAAAAGGCCCUUGUUUUUAUAGGGUGAACUGUUUUCACUGUUCAGAAGUUUUUUUUUUUUUUUUUUACAGUUUCUGCUACAGUUUCUUAUUGUGGAUUGACGUCUUUGCACUCAUCCAGUAGUUCAGUGUACAGAAACUGCUUACAUACACCAUAAACUGUUUUGAGGGGUUUUCCUGUUAUCUACACUCAUACCUGUAACUACACAGCAAGAUUUCAUCCAGGUGCAUUUUUUUCUCGACUUUUAAGUUUUUUUGUCAAAGGAUCAGUGCUCUCUGGAACUGAUUACAGUAUUCAUCCUACCAAAUAUUUUUCCUUCUAUUAUCCAUGUCUGAUCAUUGUUCGCUCUUUCCAUGCUAAAAAAGAGCAAAAGUGAAAAUAAAGCAGUUGUGCUUUAUCAAACCGUUUGUCCAUGAUCAAUGUAUUUAUUAAUUUAGGAUUAUAGCAGUGAAAUUGUAGUAAAAGUUUACUUUUGACAAUAUGCUUGAAAUACCUGUUAGGGUUCAACUUGUAUUAUUCCUGCUAGAUUUUCUGAAUCAGUUCACCAGAAAAAAGGGGAACGUAGACGUCACAAGUGUCGAAUUCCCCUCGAAUUGUCUGGAGUUUGGAUAACAUACAAGGAGUGCAGGAUACGUUUUGUUUUCGGAAACGAACUGAGAUUUUGACGAAAAAUAAGGUUUAAGAUGCCAGGCAAAGGAACAAUGAGGCCAGUUGAAGGCCUGACGAUGAUGCAGGAAUUGGACGACCGCUUGAAGGAGCAAAUUGACAAACUGGAACAUGUUCGUUUCUCGACCACUGAACUGAAAGACAACUUAUCUGGGAGUACUGAUGAGCUAAAUCAAUCUAUUGAAAACCAUCUACACUGGCUGCAUCAGCUGUCUGAGAGACUGGAUAAUAUUCAGAUGAACACAACUGUCUUUGUUCAGACGAACCCAAAAGCUCGUAUGUGGGGAAGGAAGCAGGGAUCCAGGGAUGGCACUCUUUGGGCCCGGCUUCAGCUUGCAGAUGAUGCCCACUCAGAGAAUGGCUGGAACUCCAUUCGUACACGACGCAACAGUGAUGCAGCCUCUGAGAUGUCAUGUGCCUGGUAACCUAACUGACCGACUAAGUUACCAAAAAAUCUUACAAUGUCGGUUAAUAUAAUGUCCAUUAUUGAAAUUAAUUUAGAGACUAAUCACUUAGUGCUGAAAUGGGUGCUUUCAGCCUGGAUUAUUUCUUUGUAUUCAUAGAAUGUGUCUAACAUGAAUAUUAAUGAAAAUGAAUACAGCCUCUCAUUUUAUUUGGUUUGGGCCUAUGUAAAACUGGCAUGUUGUGUCUAAUUGUUAAAGUUAACACAUCACAAUUUUAUAUGAAUAAACAUGUACUAUACUGAAAAAA